Brachypodium distachyon (stiff brome) is the source of this 1040-nucleotide messenger RNA. RefSeq names its product mavicyanin. Lineage: Eukaryota; Viridiplantae; Streptophyta; Magnoliopsida; Poales; Poaceae. The coding region runs from base 245 to 769 and encodes 174 amino acids. Gene Ontology annotation, molecular function: electron transfer activity. Gene Ontology annotation, cellular component: plasma membrane. The record is from RefSeq and is a predicted model, not a curated record. The transcript has 2 exons.
GCAAGAUAUGAAGACGACACACGAGACCCAGCAACAACCACAAGCACACACGCGACCAUCGUACGGGAUUGCAGUUAAGAGCUAGCUGAUCACUGUUCUCAAGCUACUGGCUAAUCGAUCCAGUUAUAUUCACAUCCAUGUUAUAAGCUGUGCUAGCUCUAGCUAGCCAUUGCUUGCUAGCUAGCUAAUUCAUCAAUCCCGGCCGGCAGCUCUUCUCUGCUUGCCUCUUCCAACUGAUAAAUCGAUGGAGAUUAGGAGGGCUCUAGUAGUGAUUGCCGUGGUAGCCAUGGCGGCGGCGGUGGCUCAGUCGGCGGCGGCGGCAGGGAUGAGCUACACGGUGGGGGCGCCGGACGGGCUGUGGGACAUGCACACAGACUACGCCGACUGGGUCUCACGGAGGACCUUCCACCCCGGCGACAACAUCACGUUCACGUACUCGCGGGAGCUGCACGACGUGGUGGAGGUGGGGAAGGCGGGGUACGACGCCUGCUCCAGCGCCAACAACGUCUCCGCCUUCCGCUCCGGCAACGACGUCGUCACCCUCGCCGCCCCCGGCACGCGAUACUUCCUCUGCGGCCUCACCGGACACUGCGCCAACGGCAUGAAGAUCGCCAUUCGCGUCGUCGAUGCUGCUUCCAGCGCCGGUGGGCCCAACGCCUCGCCGCCGGUGGCAUCGUCGGGGAGAGCCGUCGGUGGCCUUGGCGCCGUUAUGAUGAUGGGGGUGCAGGCUCUAUCUCUCGUCGCCGUCGUGGGCGGCAUGGCCUUCUGAUGACAUUUUGCAUGUGGUGUUAACAUAUGUUGUCCUUGUGUACUUCGUCCGUUCCUAAAUUUUUGUCCGCUGUUUUAGUGCAGAUUUUGAACUAAAAAACGACAAGAAUUUAAGAACGGAAGGAGUACAACUAUGUCUGUGAGUGACUUGUGAUCGAUUCUUUUGCCUGUCAUCUAUUUUUGAUUAUUUUUUUUACGUGGAUUGUGAGUUCUGCCAUCCAAUUAUCACGUGAAAAAACUAAACUCCCUUCUAAUAGUGUAAAAAUUUGGCA